GGAAUGCGUGACUAAUUGCCUCCAUGAACAACUGCCUCCUCUGCCAUGAGACCAGAGGAACUGGAUGGUGCCCGGCUGCCAUUACUGAACAUUUUGAUCAAAGAUUCCAUAGAAGAAUCCUGAUGAAAAGGGGGAAAAUGCAGAACAGAAUUUCAGAUUCUCAAGGACUCUUGACUUUCUGGAGCCAUGGAGGGUGGAUGAACUCCUGAAACUACUGCCUGAGAUAAUCUUUAAACCUUAAACCAAAAAUAUCCCAUGAAGUCAUCUUAAAACCAAACAAUAAUUUAGCUUAACUAGUAAAAAAGGUCUGCCUUGAGCAUUAUGCUCUUUUAAGAACUAUCUAUUUGGGAUCAAAUUGACAACAACAGCUUGACAGAUUAGAUAGGAACCUUACAGGGCACUGAGUUUAUGUUAAUGAUGGAGGAACGACUCAGAAAAGGUGGGUGAGAAUGGUUGCACAAGUUGAAGACUGUCAGCAAUGUCACUGAACCGUAUAAACUGUUGAAUUUGGUGUAUGUUUUGCUGUGUAUAUUCUCAUCAACAACAACAAAAAAGAGUGAAGUAGCUGGCAUGCCAGUGUGGGAAACCCUAUAAUGAUUUGAGACCUCUAGGAAUCCCUGUGGUUCCCAGUAAGUCCCCACGCAUACUGCUGAGCACCAGUGUGUCCAUAUUGGGUGUAGAAUGAGAGCAUAACGGUGAGCCAGGCAGCUGGAGGCAGAGAAAAUGCCCUGACCUCCAUCACUAGACCUGGGCUAGACUCCAACACUUUGACCCUGAGUGAGACACUUAAUCCUGAGCCUCAGUUUCCUCACCCUAAAAUUAUGGUUUUUUGCCUUUUUUUUAAACCACCCUCAAAUGAGAAAAAGGGUGGGAAAAUCCUCCAGACCCUGGAAACCACGUGCCGAUGGAACUCUGGUUCUGAUAUGUAGCAGAAGCUCCACCGGACCAUUCAUUCAGCAGCUACUUCUACGUGCCUGCCAGCACUGUGAUACACUGGGGACACAGAGAACAACAUUCUAGAAACCAUCCCAGCCCUUGGCAAACACACAGUCUACUUCCAACCAUUUAUUGCCAGGAAGUAAUUCCGCCGAAUGUUCAGAAAUAUGAUUUUCAGAAUAUCUGCAGGAAGAUGAUCACUGUGGGCUAUCUGUAACAACAACAAAAACAACAAAAAAAUUGGAAACAACCCAGACAUUUACAAAAGUAGGAUGGUUUCAUCAAGUAUACAACCCCACAUAAUUAUUUAAAAAGAAUAUCCAGUCCACCCACACUUACACUUGGGCAGGGUCAGUCAGCCUGUCCCUUUGGAGGUGGUAGUUGGCUGGGGGGAGGCUGGUGGCCCUGCCCUGAGGAGGCGGCUAUUUGAAGGUUAAGACAAAGGGGUAUGUGAUGGUGAUAGGUCACAAAGGACAGUGGAGGAUAAAUGCAGUGGUGCAAGAAAUUUUAGGCAGAAGCCCUGGAGGGAGCUGGGCAGUGGCCUUUGCUCCCUCUCUCUUGGGGACGCUAUAUGUGGCUGGCGGAGCUCUCUUCAAAGAAGAGAACUAUGAGCAAUGAAUAUGUGUUACCUUAUUACACCGCCCACAGCUACCGUUCAAUGGGUGUGUUCAAUAUCUCCAUGGGGGACUUACAACGACAACUAUACAAGGGAGGAGAGUAUGACAUUUUCAAGUACUCACCGAUGUUUGAGAGUGACUUUAUCCAGAUCAGCAAGAAAGGACAGGUGAUUGAUGUACACAACCGUGUCCGAAUGGUGACUGUGGGCAUCACAUCCACCAGCCCCAUCCUCCCCCUGCCUGACAUCAUGCUGCUGGCCCGGCCAGCUAGAGUCUGUGAAGAGCAUGCUGGGUACGGCCAGCCCACCAAGGGGAGAGGUGGCAAGGCCACAAAGACCUUAGAGCUCACCAGGCUUCUGCCCUUGAAGUUUGUCAAGAUCUCCAUCCAUGAUCACGAGAAGCAGCAGCUGCGCCUGAAGCUUGCCACUGGCCGUACUUUCUAUCUGCAGCUGUGUCCCUCUUCGGAUGCACGAGAAGACCUCUUUUGCUAUUGGGAAAAACUAGUUUAUCUCCUGAGGCCACCAGUGGAGAGUUAUACCAGUACCCCGACCCUCCUAACUGGGGAUCUAACAACCACUUCCGUGAGUUUGACAAAUGAUGACAAAAGCAUCAUGACUGCAGAGCUCUGUGGAGAAGAGGAUCAGGGUGAGGUCAGGCUUCCCAAGCUCCGCGAGGUGUCUGGAGCUACCUCUUCUGCUUACGCUGGGGGAGAGGUAAUCCAACAAGCCGUCCAUGGAAUGCCUCAUACAACUCCUGCAGCCACGAAACCUCCAGGGCCUGCCUUAGGAACAGCAGUAGCAGGGACAGCUGCAGGAGCAGCAGUAGCAGGGACAACUGUAGGCCGUACAGCAGGUGCAGCAGUAGCAGGGACGGCUGCAGGCCUUACAGCAGGUGCCAUGGGCAUCACUAUCACCAAGUCUUCGGGCCCAGGACAGGCAAGUGCGGCCCUGGCAGGAGUGGCCACCAAGGGUCCAGGAGAAAGGGGAUCCAGCAAGGCCAUAGUGGGUGCUACUGACAUGUCCUCAAAGAAUGUUAACGUGGUCUUGGUGGGCGCUGCAAGCACAUCUGCACUGGGUAGCUCUGCCAUAUCAACAAUGGCUACCAGUCCCUCCCCAGAAAGCAACAUGAGCAUGGUUUUUGCAGGAGUAGUCACUACCAACAAGCCUGUCACAGAAAGCGCUGGAGGACCCCUUGUCUCAAGUUUGCAGCAUGAAGGCUACAUGAGUGAGGGGGAUGGGAGCCAGAGGGGCUCCCAGUCCAGCGCUGAAGCCUGGAAGGAACAAAAGGGAAGAAGAGCAAAGAAGGACAAAAAUCCCACUAGGAAAAGUUCUCAUCACCACAGGACAGGUAAGGACAAGUCAACCCAGAAAUCAUCCUCCCACCGGUCCUUAACCAGCCAUGGAACCACCAGAGAAGACAAAAAAGAAAAAUGCCACAGCAUCCUAAAAAGUAAAGAAUACAGAUCCUCCUCUCACAAAAGUGUCAGCCACAGUCCCACCCCAAAGGAGUCUCGGACAACUCACAAACUGGAGUGGACCCAAUCUGCAACUAGCUCAACUUCUGCAGGUAAGAAAUCCAGCAGGAUUGGCUCUUUUUUCAGGAGCUUCAGAGCCAUUCCUGCUUCAAAAACAGCAAUGACAUCCCACGAGAGAGGGGUAGACAUAGUGGCCAAGACUGUGGAGAGGUGCAACAUUGAGGCCAAGAUGGAGAAACCACAGGAUGGCCAGGACCUGGAGAUCAUGGGUACCAUGACAUCUGAGACCACGGAGACAAUAAUCUUUGAGGCCAAAUCCAUUUAAAAGGGAGUGAGAGCAGGAAGCUGCAGUGGAGAACA
Loxodonta africana (African savanna elephant) is the source of this 3387-nucleotide messenger RNA. Its product is annotated as Golgi-associated RAB2 interactor protein 3-like. The coding region runs from base 1508 to 3352 and encodes 614 amino acids. Lineage: Eukaryota; Metazoa; Chordata; Mammalia; Proboscidea; Elephantidae. The record is from RefSeq and is a predicted model, not a curated record. The transcript is spliced from 2 exons. Gene Ontology annotation, cellular component: nucleus.